Cicer arietinum (chickpea) is the source of this 434-nucleotide messenger RNA. The record is from RefSeq and is a predicted model, not a curated record. NCBI's taxonomy places the organism in Eukaryota, Viridiplantae, Streptophyta, Magnoliopsida, Fabales, Fabaceae.
AUGGCUCGAAGAAGAAAGUUAAAUAUUCUACAUCGAGCAAGUGAUAAUGAAGGAAUUCAGUCUACUUCUAAUAAUACAAACUCAACCAAUGUAGAAGGAAGUAAUGUUGCAGAAACUCGUUCUAGUCCUUGUCAUGCAGAAGGUGUCAUACGUGAGUCUGUAGAAUCUCACUCAAUUCCCUCUGAUAUAGAAGUUGAAGAAGAACAAAUUGAAAAAGAAGUAGAGCCUAAACGAGCUAGAGGUCCUACAAAAAUGUUAGAUGUAUGGGAAAUGGAAGAUGGUGAUUUAAUAAUCGCUAAUUUGGACAUAUAUGGUCGACCCAUUGGUGAGGAAGGGACAACUCUAACUCGUUUCAUUGGUAGCGUAGCUAGAAGAGUAAAUUUGAGUUUGUUCCUCCAAUAAAUGACUUAACAAGAGAAAUAUUAAAAUCUGAG